Molecule: messenger RNA, 2336 nt
Organism: Perca fluviatilis (European perch)
Lineage: Eukaryota; Metazoa; Chordata; Actinopteri; Perciformes; Percidae
Gene: aadac
Product: arylacetamide deacetylase
Exons: 5
Coding region: 339-1571 (410 amino acids)
Cellular component (GO): membrane
Molecular function (GO): carboxylic ester hydrolase activity
Source: RefSeq, a predicted model, not a curated record
GCUGAGGAGGCACCUGAAGAAUUUGCAGUGUGGGCCAAGGUGGGACGGUCCUACACAGGGUGCGCGCUCCUGUCUCCAUAUCACUGACACUAAAAGUAAUUCUCCGGCUCCACGAGACGGACAUGCGUUGCGUGCGCACGAGCAGGGAAGAAAAGCUCCGAACAUGCACGCCGAUAACCAUCAAAUGACACCAAACACGUGCUGUCAUAUUUAGCUGGUCUGGAUCCAAAAUUAAUUCCGAGCGUAAGCUUUCUCGCCCACCGGAGUGACUUGCUACAGCUAACAGCCUGUUUUGUUUUUGUACCCUGCAGUCAGUUGCUGGGGACGCUCGUUGUAAAAUGAGGUUUGGAAGCAUCAUUUUAUUCGUCGCUCUCUGCUCUUUUACCGCUUAUUAUAUUUAUGAGCCAAUUCCUGAGGAGAUAGACGAGAGAUGGAAACUCAUGCUGACCAACUCUUUCUUCAGAAGUCUCAGCAACCUGGCAGACCUCAGUGAAUUACUGGGGCUGAAGGACUACAUGGGGGUGAUGUACUUCAUCACUCUGGCUGAAAAGGUAGUGCCUGUUUCUGACGAGCAUGUCAAGGUGACCGAAGAGAAAUUUGAUGGAGUGGAGGUGGUGCUGUACCAGCCUAAGCAGAGGGGCGGUGAAACUGAGCUCAGGAGAGCUGUCAUAUACCUGCACGGUGGAGGAUGGUGUCUGGGUAGUUCCCGGAUGAGUCCAUAUGAUCUACUGGCCAGAACAAUUGUCACUAAGCUAGAUGCAGUUGUUCUUUCUGUUGAGUACCGACUUGCCCCGGCUCACCACUUCCCUGUCCCAUAUGAGGAUGUUUACCAUGUGGUUAAACACUUCCUCCAGAAGGGGGUGCUGGCCCGGUACUCUGUGGACCCAGGACGCAUUGCUGUGUCUGGGGAUAGUGCUGGGGGCAACCUGGCAGCUGCAGUCUCCCAGCAGUUGCAAAGAGAGCCUGGACAGCAGGCUCAGUUAAAGGCCCAAGCACUCAUCUACCCUGUACUGCAGGCUUUGGAUCUUAACACGCCUUCCUAUCAGCAAAAUCAGGACAUGCCCAUUCUGCCCCGCACCCUCAUGGUGCGUUUCUGGAGUGAGUACUUUACCAGCGACAAGGCCCUCUUCAGAGCCAUGAUGGCCAACACCCACAACAACCCUGAGUCUUCCCGCCUGCUGAAGUUUGUCAACUGGAGCGCAUUUCUGCCAGAAACCUAUCAUAGAAAAUACAACUAUAGUGCUCCUGCUGUUGUGCAGGGAGUCGGAGGGGAGGCAAUUGGGAUGGAUGUACCAUCUAUUGCUGACCCGAGGGCAUCACCCCUGCUGGUUCCAGACUCUGCCUUGCGCUCUCUGCCCAAGGCCUACGUUCUGACAUGUGAGUAUGAUGUUCUUCGAGAUGAUGGGAUCAUGUAUGUUACACGGCUCCGUGCUGCUGGUGUUGAGGUGACACAUGAACACUAUGACACAGGAUUUCAUGGAGGACUGAUGUUCACUGUGUGGCCAACUGACUUCCUGAUUGCACGUCGCAUGACCGACAACUAUAUCAAAUGGCUUGAGGAAAACUUGUAAAAACCUCUUGACUAUCAAUAUUCAUUCCAGCUUUUCAACACAAUGCACCAGUGUUUGCUUAGGUGCAACUUGUUCCCAUCUGGUGUUCAAGUUCUUGUUGUUUAUUUAAAUCUUUUUGUUUCAUCAUGCUAUUUCUCUGUAAAUAUAUUGAGUAAUAUAUCAACUUCUUCUGUUUUGCCACUCAUGGAUUUUACCUCAUUAGAUACCAAUAAGAAACAGGAUUUUGAAAGAAUAGUUAAAUAAAAGUAGCUGGCUAGCUGACCUUUGGUGGUGCUGUUCAUUGUAUCCCAUCACAGGACCUUCUACCUGAUCUUAUAUCCAUUGCAUGAGAAUCAAUACUUUAAAUUAGCAAUGCAUGCCACCAAAGAAAUCUGAGCUAUCCCAUCUGGGAUUUUAAGAAGUAUUGGCAAAGGAGGAAAGGAUUUUCACAACAGCAACACUUUAAGAACUUCAAAACUUAUGUUCAGUUUGCAGCUAAUACUGAAACCUAAGAUUGUUUAGAUGUGUUUGCAAAACUAUAACUGUUGCAUAAUGGUUGCUGACAUUGCAUUAAAGAUUUGUUGAUGUAACACUGUUUUCCGAGAACUAGCCCUUAGUUGUGUAAUCCAUAAAAAUGUGGUACACAGGCAGAGGCUUCUUGGUAUUGUAAAUUAUUUAAAUUGCAGAGUGAAUGGUAUCUUCAUCAGCACAACAUCUAAGUUCAAUUUCCACAUACUUUACGGAGUAAAAAAAAAAAUAUUAUCUGGAGUCUUAUUUGCAUUACAA